UCAGUGCAGGCCACAACACCGUGUGGAGUGUUUCUUACGGGCGAGAAGCAAGGAGAAGAGGCGGCCGCCCCUCAGACCCCCCACGGAGGGACUACAGAUCAGCGGGCGUUUGGCUUUUUCAUCGGUCUCAAAACGUUUUCGGUGAAUCGAUCGGGGGCACUCAGUGUUUCUUGAAGAGCCGGCAACAUCGUUUCCGUUUCGACCACCUGUCAGUGAAGGAGAGGGAGGAGUCACAAUGGCGUACGGUCGGCAGGUCGUGAUCUUGAUGGUUAUUGCUACGCUGGCGCUGGCUUUCAAUGCCAAGCCGGCUGAGGGCUGUGUCGGGUAUGUGGGCGGCGACUGCUUCCCGUUCUUCGGGCCCAACGCAUGCUGCAACUGCGACGCCGGCGGAUACGCACUCUAUUGCGAGCCAUACACCUUCGGCCAGGGAGCGUUCAAAUGCCAACACGUGGCCUUCGACAGCCGGUGUGUCACCGAAGCUGACGUGGCUCUCAUCCGCACCCAGUCGGGGAGUGAGCGCAGGCUCAUGUUCUAGGCUAUGCCCGCCUGGGUAAGAGCAAUCGUCACUGCCGAUGCCGAUGGCUUUGCCAGUCCUCAAGUUCAGGAUUCAAAGCAGACUUUAAGUUAGCAAAGAGGUGAGGCUCCGCCUCAGAGAGUUUGAGGGGGAGAGGUACUAGUAUGAGAUCACAAGGAAAGUAAUUACUGUAGAGAGAGUGAGAGAGACUGCAUCAUCUGGGUGACCAUAUAUAAAAUAAUUCAUAGUUGACCUUCUAAGCUGUGUACGUGGCUGCGUAGUAUCACACAAACGAGUCGGCACUCCUUUCUGACAAUGUUACUCCUCGGCAAUCCUUUCCUCCCCUUCCUCCUCCUCCUCCUCCUCCUCCUCCUUCUUUCUCCCUUGCCUCGUGAUCCUCUCCUCCCGUCGCAUGUUCCCCUCGUCCUCGACUUCCCCUCGUCCUCCUCCUCCUCCUCCUCCUCCUCCUACUCUGCUGGAAAUGCUGUUCUUACUGCCAUCGAUUGUUCACCCUUGGGACCUUGGGUACUUGUAUGAAUACUGUCAUUGCUUCUCCUACUGUGAG
Messenger RNA from Chara braunii, 1079 nucleotides. The record is from the annotation of a GenBank genome assembly. Lineage: Eukaryota; Viridiplantae; Streptophyta; Charophyceae; Charales; Characeae.